Protopolystoma xenopodis is the source of this 762-nucleotide messenger RNA. The record is from the annotation of a GenBank genome assembly. Lineage: Eukaryota; Metazoa; Platyhelminthes; Monogenea; Polystomatidea; Polystomatidae.
AUGUUGGAUUGGCACGAGUAUAGGCUCAAUUAUUGCAGUUGUUCCCAAUCCUCUUCUUCUUCUGGGCCUGGCUCCCUUGCUUUUCCCCAACUGCCCGGCGAGGAUGGCUUGGCCAACCAUCUGGAGACUGUGGAAGCGCAGAGAGAGAGUUUUACCAGCGAAACCGUAUGGACCGGCCAAGGGUUUGGACGGAACAUGUACAGUACUGCGCCAUGGCCAACCUACAAUUGGCCUGCCCAGACUCCCAAUUUAGUUUAUAAUCUACCACCAAAACACAUGCACAAUGUACAUACGUACCUGAGCGCAUAUACCCGAUGGGCGGGCUCAUUCGGCCAGUGUUGGCCGAGCAAAUCCGUCUGUCCCGACGACAGGCGGUGGGACUGGUGUGAUGCGACCUGGGCGGAUGUUGGGUUGCUGUUGGGGCUACUAGCGCUCGGGCAACUCACAGUCCAACGUCAAUGGGCCAGUGGUAGAGACAUUUCUGUGUUUGGUAGACUUGUGGGCGACUCCCGAUUCAUUUGUAUAAAUCACCCUCUCUGUAGGCCUAUGCGCCACAGCACAGUUACGCCUGGACACCCUUUACCACUUUUUCCCCUAUUGCCCACUCUUUCUCUGCCGUCAACUGUAGAGAAUCGUCCUGACUCGCGGCCAGCCGAACUGAAUCUUGAGUGCUGGUACCAAUACGAGGAGCUCCGGUACUUUCCGGAAGGAUUUUUUCCUCUUUGGGUGAAUGCAAACACUGCACUAUUGCAUAGUUUAUAA